Molecule: messenger RNA, 1029 nt
Organism: Dioszegia hungarica
Lineage: Eukaryota; Fungi; Basidiomycota; Tremellomycetes; Tremellales; Bulleribasidiaceae
Product: HAD-like domain-containing protein
Exons: 9
Coding region: 1-1029 (342 amino acids)
Biological process (GO): protein dephosphorylation
Cellular component (GO): nucleus
Molecular function (GO): protein serine/threonine phosphatase activity
Source: RefSeq, a predicted model, not a curated record
AUGGACGUGGACGGCGUGGAGAAGACGCCGGUGUUUGAGGCUAUACCCCUCCCGGAGGAAGUGAGCGUCAAGGAAGAGUUUUAUGAGCUGAGGAUGGGGUGGAGUGGGAAGAUAUACGAGUUGCGAGUGGGUGGAAACGAUAUGGUAUACGACUUCCGCCAUCAGAUCGAAGUCCUUACCAACGUCCCUCCCGAGCGACAAAAGCUCAUUGGUCUGUCCAAAGGAAAGUUGUCGAGCGAGAUGGACAGUGUCCGGUUUGGCGCAUUGGGAGUCAAGAAUGGGAUCAAGUUCACGAUGAUCGGGACGCCAGAGGCGGAUAGUUUUGUAUAUCGCUCAGAGACGGCGAAGCAGCAACAGGCGGACGACUUUGACGUGCGGUAUAAGGCGCUGGCGAUUGCCAAGGGAGAGGCGGUGAGGCUGGUCGCUCCAGCGGAUGAUCCGAGGAACAAGAGGAAGAUACAGGAGGUGAUCAGGUCUUGUCCUAUCACUGUCAUGGAUGAUCCUCGACCAGGAAAGCGCCUUCUCGUCCUUGACCUUGACUAUACCAUCGUUGACACCAAACCCCUCCUUGAAGGCUCCCUGCCCGCAGACGAGUGCGCACGUCCUGGGUUGCAUGAUUUUCUCGAAAAGGUCUACCCACACUAUGACAUUGUCGUCUGGUCCCAAACCCACUGGCGGUGGCUCGAGAGCAAGCUGGUCGAGAUUGGGAUGAUUGGAGGGGACCGGAAUUACAAGAUCAGCUUUGUGGCGGAUCGGACGUCAAUGUUCCCGGUGUUCACGCAGAGGGACGGUCAGCCGUUCAAACACGAGGUCAAGCCUCUCGCUUACUUCUGGGCAUCCUUCCCACACUGGUCAGCCAAGAAUUCCAUACAUAUCGAUGACCUCUCCCGGAACUUUGCCUUGAACCCCGGAGAAGGACUCAAGAUCCGGGCGUUCAAGGGUGCAGGCACGCCAGACGGACUGGGAGACAAGGAGCUCAUCAAGCUUGGGAACUACGUAUGUUCAUCUAUCUCCUCUGCCUCGAUAUGA